Messenger RNA from Centruroides sculpturatus (bark scorpion), 1471 nucleotides. RefSeq names its product lactosylceramide 4-alpha-galactosyltransferase-like. Gene Ontology annotation, biological process: glycosphingolipid biosynthetic process. The transcript has 4 exons. The coding region runs from base 1 to 1005 and encodes 334 amino acids. The record is from RefSeq and is a predicted model, not a curated record. Gene Ontology annotation, molecular function: hexosyltransferase activity. Lineage: Eukaryota; Metazoa; Arthropoda; Arachnida; Scorpiones; Buthidae.
AUGCGACCAAAAAUAAAGGCGUGGGUUUCUCAUAGAAAACCCGUAAAAAAACUUUCGAUAGAAUCUAAAACGAAACGAAAAUUAAUUGUUGGAUUUGGAUUAUGUUUCCUCUUACUUUUAUUCUUUUAUUGUUUCUCUGAAACAUAUAACGACGAUGAUAAAAAAAUAGACGAAAAUGAUGAAAAAAGCGAGAAAUUAAAUAUCUUUUUUUUCGAAACAUCUGGUGCUUCUUCUUUAAACAUUCGUCAGAUUUGCGCAGUUGAAUCGACGGCACGACACAAUCCUUCAGCAAAUAUCACUGUAUUUAUGUUUACUUCGCGUAACAUCAAGAACGAUUUACUUAAUGUGCACAUGAGAAGAAUGUCAUUUGAAGAAAUUUUUGUAGGCACUCCAUUAGAAGAUUGGUACUUUAAAAAAGAGUGGAAAAAAAGCAAAUACAAAACACAUCACUUAAGCGAUGCCGUCAGAUACGCUGUAAUUUGGAGAUACGGAGGAAUAUAUUUAGAUUUAGACAUCGUCAUGUUAAAGCCUUUGCCUUUUACAACUAAUUUUGUAGUGAAGUCGCGUAAGAACAGUUUAUGCAAUGGUAUUUUUGGAAUGCAGCGCCAUCAUUCUUUUUUGUAUGACUGUAUGAAAAAUUUAUCAGAGGAAUAUAAAAGCGAUUGUUUUGUGUGUGUUGGUCCACGUUUCUUCACUAAACACUUUUUAUCGUAUUGCCGUAGUAAAAGUGUAGAAUACGUUGAAGAAAAAGAUAAUUGCAAUAUUACGAUUUUACAACCGAUUACCGUUUUUCCAGUACCAUACAGUAGCUGGAAAUAUUAUUUUACGAGUUUUAAGACUAUAAAUGUUCUUCGUAGAAUGAAAAACUCUUAUAUGAUUCACGUCUGGAAUAAAUUCUCUUCUGGGAAAAAGUUAUAUAUUGGUUCUGGAAGUAGCUAUGAAAUUGCAAUAGCGCAGAAUUGUCCUCAUGCUUACUCUGAAGCAGUGAAUAAAGGGGAAUUUUAAAUUUGUGAACAAAAUAAAUAACUGAAACACCGUUUUCUCAAACUUUUUGCUCGCCGACAUGUUUGUUUGUAAUGGUUCUGCGACAUAUUAAAAAUUAUUUAUUGAUUUACUUGUGAAAAAACUUAUUGGUUAUUUACUAUUUACAAUUUAUUGUUAUGUAUGACAAUAAAACUAAGAGUUUGAAUAAACAAGGAAACAUUUUCUCUCUCUUUUGUUUGACGAUUCCAGAGCGUAACUUCUAUGGCUCUGCACUAUACUUUUAAAUCCAAAUCUCUUACUACUUGAUGACUCUUCGGUUCCUCCUAUUGGUGUUACUUCAAACAAACGUGGGACGUCUCUGUCAUGCAUUACGAACCUUGGGAUAUCUUUGAAUCUGCUUAAAAAUCUCCAAAGGAUUACAUUAAAAAAAAUUUUUUAUCUGGGUAUUAAUGGUGUUAAAGAUGCCCAGUGUCUACUACACCCAGUU